This is a messenger RNA of Tinamus guttatus (white-throated tinamou), 1302 nucleotides long. RefSeq names its product solute carrier family 46 member 3 (gene SLC46A3). Gene Ontology annotation, molecular function: transmembrane transporter activity. Gene Ontology annotation, cellular component: lysosomal membrane. Gene Ontology annotation, biological process: vacuolar transmembrane transport. NCBI's taxonomy places the organism in Eukaryota, Metazoa, Chordata, Aves, Tinamiformes, Tinamidae. The record is from RefSeq and is a predicted model, not a curated record.
CGGGAGCCGCUGCGAGCUCAGCCAGAGCAGCCCGGCCUACCUCCAGCAGAAGGAAGUUCAAGAGAAGGCCUCUCUUUUUACUAUGCAGUUGGACUUAAGUGGGGCAGUUCCCAGCCUUAUAGUUACCUUUAUCAUUGUAGCUAACGGGGAUCGCCAGGGACGAAAAAGGUCUUUACUUUUACCAUCAGUGGGAGCACUGAUUACAAAUAUCUUCUUCACUGCAAUAUCCUAUUUUUCCUUGUCCCUCUUUAUCUUAUAUGGGGUUGCAUUUCUUACUGGACUGUUUGGGGGUAUGGCAACUUUCCUCGGAGGAGGUUUUGCUUUUGUAGCAGAUCUGUGUCAUGACGAGAAGCAGAAAACAACACGAAUAGCUGUGGUUGAUUUGAUCUUUGGUUUUGUGUCAGGGUUGGCAGGACUAUCUUCUGGCUACUUUCUAAAAGGAGUAGGCUUUACAUGGACGUUUGUGACAGCAGCUCUGCUGCAUAUCAUUAAUAUUAUCUAUAUUAUAUUUUGUUUGGAAGAUACAGGAGGUGUAUCUGAAAUCCAGCAACAGAAUCCAGUAUCUUGUAAAGAUAUUCUUAAAGAGACAUUUUCUGGAGUCUACACACUUUUUAAAACUGCCCCUUUUAAAAAGAGAGUUUUGAUCACUGUGUUACUGUUUACAUUUAUGACUUAUUUGUUUACUGUGUUUGGUGGGAGUUCACUUUUUACACUGUAUGAACUGGAUGAGCCGCUCUGCUGGAAUGAAGUGUACAUUGGAUAUGGAGCAGCUGCAUCCACUUCCAUCUCUCUGACUAGUUUUUUAGGAGUUUACUUAUUUUCUAAGUGUCUCAAGGACAUUUAUAUUGUCUUUAUUGGAAUAUUUUCUUACAUUGGAGGAAUGGUCAUGGCUGCCUUUGCCAAAACUACCCUGCUCAUGUUUCUAGUAAGAAUUCCAUCUUUGCUUUGCUUUGUGCCUGUUCCUGUUUUACGUUCCAUGCUGUCAAAAGUGGUUCUUCCUAGGGAACAGGGUGCUGUGUUUGCUUGUAUUGCCUGUUUAGAAGCUGUGACCCUUACUAUCUCAAUUUUAGUUUUUAAUAGUCUCUAUGCAGCUACUGUUGCCUGGUUUCCAGGCUUCAGCUUCCUCUUGUCAGCAGGCCUUUGUCUACUUCCACUGAGUGUACUAUGCUGGCUUCUGUGCACAAGCUGGAAUGAAGAGGAUUUGGCUCUACUUGUCCACGAAGAAGUCUCCAGCAUAGAGAGCGCUGACAGCUGAGCAAAGGAUUCGCUCACCUGGGUUUUCUAAUCUGACAGGCGGCGGCA